Messenger RNA from Caenorhabditis bovis, 1881 nucleotides. The record is from the annotation of a GenBank genome assembly. Lineage: Eukaryota; Metazoa; Nematoda; Chromadorea; Rhabditida; Rhabditidae.
AUGUCGAAGAGUCAAAUCAAACGGCUCCAUGAGCAACAGGAACUUGAGAAAGUUGCGGCAAAUGCUGAAGAGGUUGAGGAUGUGCCGGUGGCGAGAAAGGGACCAGCAAAUCGAUUUGCCUUUUUAGAUGACGAUGAUGAUAAUAAGUCGGACUCUGAGCAGGAAAAAAAGCAAUCCGAUGAGGAAGAUGAACCUGUUGAGCAGGUGCCUUCAACUUCUACGAAAAAGAAGAAAAGGAAUAAGAAGAACAAGAAGAAUGGGAAGAAAUACAAAGACGAAGAGAAUGACGACGAGUUCUACGUGCCACCAAUACCGGGACAUCAUCGGACAUACUACGAUUAUGAGGACGACGAUUUCCAUAUCAAUCUAGCUGAUUUACUACGUGUCGAUCCGAAAUUGUUCGAUCCAACCAUGGAAUUGAAGCGGGCUCUCGGCAAGACAUUCCGCGAUGUAACCGGCAACGGCGCUCAGAAUUCGCGGAAUUCCUCGUUUCGUCCCGCUGGUCGAAUUAUCAAAUCGAAGCCGACGUGGCCGCCAUACCGUAAUCUCGGUUUGAGUAUGGUUUUGGAUGAGACCAAACAAGGAUAUAUGUAUUUCAAAUUCACUCACACUCAGAACUACGAGGCGCUUGAAAGGGAUAUCUUCGAGUGCGAACAUUCCGGAUCGUUAGAUAUGCUUCAAGCGAUUUGGAAUGAAGCGCCUUAUCAUCUGAAUUCGCUUCUCAUUUUGGCUCAAAUGCACAGUAUGCAGGAAAAUCUCACAAUGGCUAUUGAUUUGAUUGAGCGUGGAAUUUUCUACUGCGAGCAAAACUUUUGCGCGAAAUUCCAGCCGUUCACGUUCGGCCAUUGUAUGAGCUACGAUGUCUAUGAGAAUCGCGCAUUCUUCCUUCUUCUCCAUCAUCACAUGCGCAAUUGUGUCGAGAAGCAUUGCUUCGAGACCGCGUUGAAUGUCGCCAAAUUCAUUUUCAAAUUGGAUCCGCUUCAUGACAAUAUGGGAAUUCUUCUCUACAUCGACACUUUAUCGAUCAAAGCGCGUCAAUACGAGUUCCUUGAGCUCUUCUAUGAGGCGUAUGAGCACAGCAAGAAUUUGCAAUUCUUGCCAAAUAUGGUUUAUUCGAGGGCGAUGGCUCAAUACUUGUAUGCCAAGGAUCAUAAGGAUAUUCAGAAUUUGGCGACUCAGCGGCUAAUUCACGCGAUUCGCAGCUUCCCAACUGUGGUGACGUCUCUUCUCGAUGAACUCCAAAUCCAUCCGGAUCCGCUGCUGAUCAAUCAUAGGCAUUUCUCGGCGUUCGCGAGCAACCGCGAGCCGGUCGGCCUUCGCGACCUCAUCAAAAUCUAUGUGAAACUCUCGGCGGACUUGUGGCGAGAGCCGACGGCACUUCGUUGGCUCGAAGAGACGACGAGAAGUGUUGCUGAGGAUGUCGACGAUGCUCAUUCGAAAAUAAUGAACCAAUGGAAGGAGAAGAGGCCCGCGAUUUUCACAGGUCGCGCGAUCAACGUGACGAGAUUGGCAGCGAUUCUGGGUUAUGAUCAAUGCGAUUCUGUCACUAAUCCGUGUCCGCCGCCUGGUGAGCCGCCAAAAUUCCUUCGUGCUGCUCCAACGGUGACGAGAGGCACUGAUAGUAUGUUCGUGUCAUUCAUACGCUCGAUGUACCCAGAUUAUCAAGUGGCGGAUCCCGGGAAUUUUGGCGCGAUUCAAGCAAUAAUUGAGCGAGCGCGUUUGGAAUUCCAGCGAUUGGCUGCGCCGGCUAGACAGCCGCAAGUUGAUACUGGACAAGAGCCGAUUGUGAUUGAAAGUGAUACUACUGAUGGCGAAGAGGUUGAUGAUGGGGAUGCUGAUGAAGCCGAAGAGGAGCCGGCCGAUCGGCAGCAACGCCAAUAA